Molecule: messenger RNA, 1032 nt
Organism: Bactrocera dorsalis (oriental fruit fly)
Lineage: Eukaryota; Metazoa; Arthropoda; Insecta; Diptera; Tephritidae
Product: angiopoietin-4
Exons: 4
Coding region: 48-1025 (325 amino acids)
Source: RefSeq, a predicted model, not a curated record
UCGCCGGCCUCAUUCAAGUGCAGUCGGUCGUUUAAUCAGCUCACGAGAUGUUGCAUUUCAGGAAGCAAUUGAUUUUUGCAUUGCUGAUAACAGCUGCACUUCAAGCACCAACUAUCUCCGCAAAUCGUUUUGAACAAACAGCGAAUGAUGCAGAUUACCUGACCGUCAUUGUGGACGAAACAAUGCGUAAUUUGGUAAAGCAAUGCAAUAGAAGUAGAAGAGCGGAGACGCAAACCAGUGAACUGCAACAGGAACAACAAGUGCCAGUGACGCUGAAACAGUUGGGCGAUCUAAUGGAGAAAACCGUACGUUCGCUAAGCGACUCCUUUACGAAGCGCCUGCUGUUGCGCUUUCCCAAAACCUGCGCGGACAUACUACCACCAGGUGUGCGCGACCAAGACGAUGUCUAUAGCGUACACAUAUCCGGCUACACGCCAAUCAACGUCUACUGUUUAUCCGAUGCGGAUGGCGGUUGCCCUUGGACCGUCGUGCAUAGACGGCAAGAUAAGAAUACCGAAUUCAAUCUCAGAUGGCCUCAAUAUAAGGCGGGUUUUGGCGAUCCCUAUAAUAGCUUUUUUGUUGGCAUGCAAUCACUGUUUUGGUUAACCAGCGAUGCGCCGCAAGAAUUGCGCAUUGUCAUGCGUCUGAAUAGCGAUAGUGUGGAUGAGAUUGCGAACUACGAUCAUUUUGUUAUUGGCGAUGAGGGUGAUCAGUAUGCUUUGAAAAAGGUGGGUAAGUUCACCGGUAAUGCUGCGGAUGAGUUGACUAAACUGAUCGGUUACAAAUUUCGUACGAGAGAUCGCGUGGGUUAUUGUAAAGGCAAGGAGAAGGUAGGCGGCUGGUGGAAGGAGGGUUGCGCCAAGAGUAAGUUAAAUGGUAUGUAUGCGCCUACAAAAUGGGAGGAAAAACAGCAAGAUGGUAUUAUAUGGGAUAAUAAGACCAUUGUGGGCAUGAAUUACUCGCUGUCGUAUGUGCAUAUGGCGAUACGACCAAAAUAUUGCUACAAAAUUAAAACGGAAUUGUGAAAUCGUA